AUGGAGCUCACGCCGGAGGAGCUCACCGGGAUCUACACUUGGUCCCGCCGCAGGUGGAUGAGAUUCCCUUGUCCAGGCCAAAGAAGAACAUCGCCAGGGAUUUCAGCGAUGGAGUGCUUGCUGCCGAGGUUGUAUCGUAUUACUGCCCUCGACUUGUUGACAUCCACAACUAUAGCGCUGCAAACAGCUUGGCACAAAAGAUGUACAAUUGGAGCACUUUGAAUGAAAGAGUGUUCAAGCACUUCAAUCUUCAGCUAUCCAAGGAGGACAUUAGCGCUGUGGCGGGUGCCCAGCCUUUGGUGAUCGAGGCUUUCUUGAAGCUUUUGAAAAGCAAGCUGGAGAAAUGCCCGUCAUCCGCAGCCCGGAAAUGUGAAACCGAUAAAGCUGAUGAGGGUAAGACGUACGCUCAGCCUGGAAUGUAUAUACAUACCGAGAAUUCCUCCUGUGCUUGCAGAAGCAGCAGUGCGGAUAGAACAUCGUCUUUGGCAUCGCACAAGGCUGCCGCUCAACUUUCCGACUCGGAAACGCAGACUUUGGCGUCGCAAGAAAAUGAUUCAAAUGGUGUGGUAGCUACUCCAGCUCCAAACACGGCACAGAUUCGCGAGCUGCAAGAAACCAUUGAGGUCUUAGAAGCCAAGGUUUUCAGGCUAGAGCAGCUCAUGAAGCUCAAGGGCGGGAAAACGGGACGGCUGAAAAGGUUAUAGAACAAGGUCAACGCCUGUGUAUUUUUCUAUAUAGCAUGUCAAUAGAUCGUUACGGGUGGCUGCUUUUC
Molecule: messenger RNA, 772 nt
Organism: Selaginella moellendorffii
Lineage: Eukaryota; Viridiplantae; Streptophyta; Lycopodiopsida; Selaginellales; Selaginellaceae
Product: sperm flagellar protein 1-like
Exons: 8
Coding region: 201-704 (167 amino acids)
Source: RefSeq, a predicted model, not a curated record